AUGAAUUUAAGACCACAAGACUACCUUCUUCAGCAAAAAAUGGAUGCGGAUGAGGUGUGGUGCCUUGGCAUUAAAAGGAAUAACUACAAGGAUCAAAGACUUAAUAUUUUAGGAGACAUUGUUCUUAAAGACAAGAUAUUUGUCUAUGAUUUGGGUGGUCAACGAAUUGGAUGGGCAGAGCGUAACUGUUCUUCAAUUGUAUACGUCUCCACCUCAAGUGGCAGCAGCAGUCCGUUGCAGAUAACCAGUUAUGAAGUUGUUCCAGCACUCGUUCUUGCUUUCAUAGUACACUUGACGGUUGUUAGGUGCCCAACAAGGAAAAGGAAGCAAGGCCCAAGAGGGAAAGAAGGAAACCAGUUCGAUUCUUGGAGGAGUCCAAUAGCCCAUCAAUUCUCCAUGUGCAAGAAAGGACCUAGUCUUAAUUCCAAUAGUCAAAUCAGGAGUUUGGAAAUAAACAAAGAAAAUUGUCCCAUUUUAUUGUCUUCUUCUCUAAAGCUUCUUGAGAGAAUAGCCAUCUCUAAUCGGUUACUAUCAAUUGGUGCUUUCAUCUCGUUUUCAUGCCUUCCAAAGUUGAAUCCAGCUCCGCCACCUUUGACAACUCCGCCACCGCCAUCCAUGAUCAAUUACAAAUCCUCAUCUACCUUACAACCUCCACUGCCACCACACUCGACAAGCUUGUCAACAUCUUAG
Molecule: messenger RNA, 690 nt
Organism: Lactuca saligna
Lineage: Eukaryota; Viridiplantae; Streptophyta; Magnoliopsida; Asterales; Asteraceae
Source: the annotation of a GenBank genome assembly